AUGAAAUUGCUCUACUUCCACGCUGGGAUGAUGGCAAAUGAAGGGGAUCAUAGGGAUGAGAAGAAUGAGAAGUCGUACGGUGUCAUCAUGGAUGCGGGUUCUACAGGAACUCGACUCUUCUUGUACACCUGGACGAGUAACUCAGACAAAGAACUAAUCGAUAUUGCUCCUGCACUUGACCACCUGAAUAAUCAUGUUGUCAUGAAAGUGUACCCAGGACUGAGUACGUUCCAAGACCGUCCCGAUAAGGCUGCAGAAUAUAUAAAACCGUUACUGGAUUAUGCAGCACAGUUCAUACCUCACGAGAAGUUGCCGUACACACCAGUUUUUCUUCUCGCAACGGCUGGAAUGCGACUUGUUCCUGAGAAACAACAAGCUGCGAUUCUCACCGAUCUUCACACUAAGCUGCCUCAAAUGACGACAAUGCAGAUUAUGAAAGAGCAUAUAAGAGUAAUCGAAGGCAAAUGGGAAGGCAUUUAUAGUUGGAUCGCAGUGAACUACAUUUUAGGUAAAUUCAAGAUAAAAAACGGUUCAAUGACUUCUCGACCAGACACAGUGGGAAUGAUCGACAUGGGAGGUGCUAGCAUGCAAAUUGCAUUCGAAAUGCCGCCAAAAGAUGAAUUCCGCAGUGAAAAUGUAGAAAAUGUCAAUCUUGGCUGCCGUGAUGAUGACGAUAGACACAAGUACAAGCUAUUCGUGACAACAUUCUUGGGCUACGGAGUCAAUGAAGGUCUUCGAAAAUAUGAACAACAGUUGAGCGAUCAGCUCCUGGCGACUAAAGAGAGCUAUGUCAGGGAUGAAUGUAUGCCGGUCAAUCUGCAGAAGGUGAUCAAUCGAAGCGACGGUUCAAUGUUUGUGCGAAAGGGAAUCGGCGAUUGGGAAGGAUGUGUAAAGCGACUUUCAAGUCUGCUCACAAGACCUUACGUGCACCCAAAAUCUCUCUGUAAACCAAACUGCUUUCUAGGAAAUGUUGCCGCACCCAUGGUUUCUCUCUCCUCUAUGGCCCUAUAUGGGUUCUCAGAAUACUGGUACUCUCUUGAAGAAGUGCUGUCAUUAGGCGGUCGCUAUAAUUAUUCAUUAAUUGCUGAAAAAUCGAAACAAUAUUGCUCACAACGGUGGUCGGCCAUACAGAGUGCGUUCAACAUCGCAGGUCAAGAAGUGCAGUGGGCACUGGGCGCAAUGAUCUAUCAUAUGCGGUACUUCCCGUUACGUAAUAGUGCUAGUAACUUAGUCGUAAGCAGACAUCCUCACGAUAAUUCAUUACCAUCGUCGUUUACCCUUUGGCUUCUAAUGGGAGCCAUGAUUGUCCUUGUGGCAGCGUUUGCUGUUGUCAUUCUGAAGGAGGACAUAUCAACUGGAAUGAGGCGUAAUCGGUCCAUAUGGAGCUACAUGACGCUGAAUUCGAGUGACACAACAAGUCUGUCUUCCUUUCGUUCGUACUGGGGCAAUACUGUUUGCGUUCAAUCAGCGGCUGUAAAUGAUGAGGUUGCUUCAGCCAUCGAAAAAGCAAUCACCUCAUGCAAGGGUAACCUUCAUCUUGGAAGGCUUUUUGACAAAAUCCGGCCCAAAAUGAAGCGAGAUGACGCAAUAGUACUUCUUACCGAUGCCACCACCUUCAAGGCUGAUAUUACCUCAUAUCCACUGGGUAUGAUGUUUUCAGUCGUGGUUGAUCUAACACCAACGAAUUCUGAUCAGAUAUCCGAACUGAACGAGCUAGCAAAAGCUUCCGCCAGUGAACAGCUUUCAAACUCUAAUGCGAAACAGUGGGUAUUGCGGUAUAGCGAUUAUAACGAUGUGAGCAUACUUGUGGAUGAACUGAUGAAAUCAGUAUUGGAACCCGACUCCACAAUACUCUAUGUCGGUAAUUUAACGGCAUCAAUAUCGGUGAGUUCAAGUGAACAGCUUGUCAAAUUCCUCCUCCUGAUUGUAUUG
Molecule: messenger RNA, 1932 nt
Organism: Ostertagia ostertagi
Lineage: Eukaryota; Metazoa; Nematoda; Chromadorea; Rhabditida; Trichostrongylidae
Source: the annotation of a GenBank genome assembly